CGGAGCGCGCGCACGCGGAGGCGGAAGGCGGAGAGAAGCGCUCCGCCACGGGGGCGAGCGCGCAGGCGCCUUCUUGGGUUAACUGCAGGCGCGAAUCCCAACGUUCCGCGGGCGGUGGGGCUACUUCUUCACAGACCGAAAAGUCCAUAUUUAACUGGAGAGGAAGCAUCACUUAAAAGUUCUCUCAAACUACUAAUCCCAAAGAAUUGAUAACUUUUCUCCAAUAAAGAAAAGAAGUGACUGACUACCAGUUAGAAGUAUUCUGGCACUGGUCCUAUUUUUUCCCUCCUUAGAUUUGUAGAAAAAAUAUGGAGAAAUGGAACUUGAUGGCAGUUGUGGUCCUACUAGGACUAACAGUACGGUGGACAGUUUCCCUUAAUUCUUACUCAGGUGCUGGAAAACCCCCUAUGUUUGGUGAUUAUGAAGCUCAGAGGCAUUGGCAAGAAAUUACUUUUAAUUUACCGGUCAAACAAUGGUAUUUUAACAGUAGUGAUAACAAUUUACAGUAUUGGGGAUUGGAUUAUCCUCCUCUUACGGCCUAUCAUAGUCUUUUAUGUGCAUAUGUCGCCAAGUUCAUUAAUCCAGACUGGAUUGCUCUCCAUUCAUCACGUGGAUAUGAAAGUCAGGCACAUAAGCUUUUUAUGCGUACCACAGUGUUAAUUGCUGAUUUGCUGAUUUAUAUACCUGCAGUGAUUUUAUACUGUUGUUGUUUAAAAGAAAUCUCAACCAAGAAAAAGAUUGCUAAUGUAUUAUGCAUAUUGCUGUAUCCAGGCCUUAUUCUUAUCGACUAUGGACAUUUUCAAUAUAAUUCUGUGAGUCUUGGCUUUGCUUUGUGGGGUGUUCUUGGAAUAUCUUGUGACUGGGACCUCCUCGGCUCACUGGCAUUUUGCUUAGCUAUAAAUUAUAAACAGAUGGAACUUUACCACUCCUUGCCAUUUUUUUGCUUUUUGCUUGGCAAGUGUUUUAAAAAAGGCCUGAAAGGAGAGGGGUUUGUUUUGUUAAUUAAGCUGUCUUGUACAGUUGUGGCUUCCUUCAUUCUCUGCUGGCUGCCAUUCUUUACAGAAAGGGAGCAAACAAUGCAAGUUCUAAGAAGACUCUUCCCAGUUGAUCGUGGGUUAUUUGAGGAUAAAGUGGCCAAUAUUUGGUGCAGCGUCAGUAUCUUUCUGAAGAUCAAGGAUAUUUUGCCACGUCACAUCCAGAUAAUAAUCAGCUUUUGUUUUACAUUUUUGAGCCUGCUUCCUGCAUGUAUAAAAUUAACACUUAAGCCCUCUCCCAGAGGAUUCAGAUUUACUCUGGUUAGCUGUGCACUGUCAUUCUUUUUAUUUUCUUUCCAAGUACAUGAAAAGUCCAUUCUCUUGGUAUCAUUACCUGUCUGCUUAGUUUUAAGUGAAAUUCCUUUUAUGUCUACUUGGUUUUUACUUGUGUCAACAUUUAGUAUGCUACCUCUUCUGUUGAAGGAUGAACUCCUAAUCCCCUCAGUUGUGACAACGAUGGCAUUUUUUAUAGCUUGUGCAACUUCUUUUUCAAUAUUUGAAAAGACUUCUGAAGAAGAACUGCAAUUGAAAUCCUUUUCCAUUUCUGUUAGGAAAUACCUUCCAUGUUUUACAUUUCUUCCCAGAAUUAUACAAUAUUUGUUUCUUACCUCAGUCUUCACUAUGGUACUUCUGACACUGAUAACUGUCACACUGGAACCUCCUCAGAAAUUACCGGACUUAUUUUCUGUAUUGGUUUGUUUUUUAUCCUGCUUGAACUUCCUGUUCUUCUUGGUAUAUUUUAACAUUAUAAUCAUGUGGGAUUCCAAAAAUGGAAGAAAUCCGAAGAAAACCAACUAGCUUUAUUUCCACAAAUAAACAUGAAAAUAUUAACAGUGCUGAAAGUUUUUUUUGAACUUUUUUGCUACAUAUAAAUGAAAUUAUCAUUUUGAGAAUCACAAAAGUUAUAGGGAAAAAAUGGCGACAAGUCAUUGUUGUCUAUAUACAAAGUAAAUGUAUAUGGGGACCCAAGCCCAGUGGAGACUUUUAUUUUCUAACUGUGGAGUGGUCAAGACAUAUUGUAGUUUUAUUAAUGUUUAGUUAUCCAAGUGGGAAAAGGCCCUUAAUCCCAGUGUUUACUCAGGGAAUGUACCACUACAGUUUGUUGUCUUAAAAAGAGAUCUGCAAAUCCAGUGAGCUUACUGGAAGAAUCCAGCCCUUCUUUUUAAAGGAAAUCACUACUUUUGGUAUAUAAAUUUAGUUUUCCUUACAUUUUAGAAUGCAAGUAAUGUGUAUUUCAUUCUUUACAAAUUAUAUCUCAGGGAUUAAAUUUGUGAUGAUCUUUUUAAUUACUGUGAGAAGGCAAUUUAUAGGCUUAAUGUUUGAACAUGCCUUAUUACAUGUGUAAAUUUGAUUUCUUUAUAACAAGGCAGAGAAAUUAGACCAUAUUCUUAUUUCAAAAAUGCUGAUCUACUUGAAUGUAAUUAAUCGGUGAAUUUUACUGAAUUUAAGUGGUUUGAGUGAUUUUUUUUUUAAAUUACUCAUGAUCACUAGUUCUAAACUUCCAGGAUCAUUCUGUUCAAGUUAAAUAGUUUUAUACAGGAUUUCAUCCUUUUGAUCUUUUUUGAGUGGUUUAAGAUUACCACUUCCAUAAGCAUUGAUUCAUAUCAUGUUUCAUGUUAACUUGGCUCUGUUAAUAACAUAUCAUUCUAUAUUAGGAGAAGCUCAUCUCUGCUAUCAUAUUCAAUUGGUAAAAAUAAUAUAUCCUAUCUAUGUUAUAGUUUUUUAUGUAAAGAUUAUUCUUUUGGGAGGGCAGGGGAAAAAAGAUGUGUUUUCUUCAGUUUCUGUGGUAAGAAUAAAACAAUUAUUUUCACAUCAA
Molecule: messenger RNA, 2850 nt
Organism: Mustela lutreola (European mink)
Lineage: Eukaryota; Metazoa; Chordata; Mammalia; Carnivora; Mustelidae
Gene: ALG6
Product: ALG6 alpha-1,3-glucosyltransferase
Exons: 15
Coding region: 309-1832 (507 amino acids)
Biological process (GO): protein N-linked glycosylation
Cellular component (GO): endoplasmic reticulum membrane
Molecular function (GO): dolichyl pyrophosphate Man9GlcNAc2 alpha-1,3-glucosyltransferase activity
Source: RefSeq, a predicted model, not a curated record